ACACAGAGACCUUCAUCCCUGCCCUGCUGCCAGGGCAAAGCACCGACAUGCAGCCUGUGCCCCUGCACAGCCUUUCGGAGCUGGAGAGAGCCACUCUGCAAGAGAUUGCUCUGUACCAGCUGCAGGAGAAGCUGCUCCCCAGAGAUCUCAGCCUGGCUAAAGUCAGACCUAAAGGUGGCAAAUCUAUCCGCCAGAAGCUGGAGAGCUUCUCAAAGGAGAAGAAGGACUGCUCUCCUCAGACCUUCGGGAUCCCGCUCUCCCAGGUCAUUGCCAAUGACCGAGCGCACCGGCAGCUGCAGGAGGCGGUGAGGAGCAGCCGCCGGCUCUGCCUGGAGGUGGAGGCGACCGUGAGGAGAUUCCGGGCUCAAAGGCACCAGAGGACGGGCAUGGGCAGGAGCCCGGUGCCCUGCAGCGCCCUCCCGGAGGAGCCACUUCCCCCGACUCUCUCUGGCAGCGGGUCCUGGCGCCAGCGGAGGGGCGCGAUGUCCGUGGACUCCAUCGCUGACCUGAGUGACAACACCUCCAAGCUGCUGGAGGCUCUGCAGUUGUCACACCCGCAUGAGCUGGGUCCACGGAGGAGCCCGGGCAAGAAGAAGAUGUUGAGUCUCAACCCCAUCACCUGGCAGGUCCCGCGGAUCGUGGACAGAUGCUGCAAACACAUUGAAACACACGGUCUCCACACUGUGGGCAUCUUUCGGGUUGGGAGCUCCAAGAAGAGAGUUCAGCAGCUGAGGGAGGAGUUUGACCAAGGACUCGACGUGUUCCUGGAUGAGCAUCAAAGUGUUCACGAUGUGGCUGCUCUGCUCAAAGAGUUUCUUCGGGACAUGCCAGAUUCCCUGAUUCCCAGAGAGCUCUACUCAGCUUUCCUCAGCACAGCCUCCAUGGCGGGCCCGGCCCAGCUGGGGGCGCUGCAGCUGCUGCUGUUCCUGCUGCCGCCCUGCCACAGCGACACGCUGCUGCGGCUCCUGCGCUUCCUCGGCGAGGUGGCGCGGCACGCGCGGAGCUCCCGCGGCGCCGACGGACGCGAGACUCCUGGGAAUAAAAUGACAGUUUCAAACUUGGCCACAAUCUUUGGUCCCAACGUCCUGCAGAAAGAGAGGCCUGGAGAGAAAGAUGCUGCUGCUGUGAACUAUGAGGACAGCGCUGCCAUCAUACUGGUGCUCCAGAGGCUGAUUGAGCACCACCAGACCCUGUUCAUGGUGCCCCCCGAAACGCAGCGACACAUCUUCAGGAGGCUCUUUCAGACAGACCCCGAUGUCAUCGAGUACCUGCUGCGCCGGAGGCUCCGCGCUGCACCGAGCACAGAGAAUGAGGAUUCAAGAGAGAAGCACGCUCCAUCCACUCUGCCGGGGUGGACUCGCAGCCUGGAGAGCAGCUCGGUCUCAUCAGAGCUGUACAGCAGCAUCUCAUUCCUAAACCUGGACGUUGGCAUCUAGCAGUGCUGGGCCAGCCCCCCUGCACUGCCUGCUGCGGACAGGACUGGGCAGCCGGGCAACCCUUCCCCACCAGAGCCACGUCUUCUGUGCCACUUCGGAGGAGCGGAGCUGUGACAGGAGCAUGAAUACCUGCGGGAGCCCCUUUGCCACCAGCGGACAUCCCAGUGGCAUGCAGGCUGGAGAGCAGCAGGCUGGAGAGCAGCAGGAAGGUGUCUGACAGACUGGGGGAUGUGACCUGGAGGUCCAAAACUGACCCCAUCUGGUGUAGCUCCAGGCACUGGUUGGGCUGGUGGCUUACAGAGAUGGGGGAGCAAUAGCCUGGGGCUGAGCCCCCCUGUGCAGACAGGGAGGAGACUGGCCUGACACCGAAUGGAUGGGAACUGUUAGCAGCACAGUGAGGAUGCAAAAUGCAGUUGGGGCUUUGGGAUCCCACUUACCAUGUGCUGUUGUGCGGAGAGGAAGCUCUCCUGGAGCUGGAGGAAUGCCCAUGGAGCUACAGCAACAGCACUAUCAUUGCAAAGACAUCCUGGCCUGCUCUGUCCAGAAUGAAUCACAGCUUUCUUCUUUGUUUUAACCCAGGUUUAAAACUGCUCAUUUUAUAGAUAUAAAGCACUGUAUCAACCCCAAAGGGUAUGGCUGGUGUAGCAGGAGAGCACAGUAUACUCUGAGGACUAUAAACUUCAAUUUUCCUUGACUUCA
Messenger RNA from Strigops habroptila (Kakapo), 2135 nucleotides. It is a transcript of the gene ARHGAP36, whose product is annotated as Rho GTPase activating protein 36. Gene Ontology annotation, biological process: signal transduction. The coding region runs from base 48 to 1436 and encodes 462 amino acids. The transcript is spliced from 11 exons. NCBI's taxonomy places the organism in Eukaryota, Metazoa, Chordata, Aves, Psittaciformes, Psittacidae. The record is from RefSeq and is a predicted model, not a curated record.